CGCUGUUCCAUCAACACUAUAAGAGAAAGAGUGAGAGAAGCAAAGUAAAGAGAUAGACAGUAAACGAUGUCAAGGCGAUCAUCAGGGACUUGCUUGAGGCUAUGUCUAGUAACAUUUGCUGUAGUAUCAGCACUUGCAGUUUGUGGACCAGCUCUUUACUGGAGAUUCAAGAAAACUCUCAAGCUGGGUGAUUCCAAAUCCUCUUGUCCUCCUUGCAUCUGUGAUUGUCCUCCUCCUCUUUCUCUUCUCAACAUUGCCCCUGGAUUGAGCAAUCUCUCAAUCACAGAUUGUGGAAGCAAUGACCCUGAUCUCAAACAAGAGAUGGAGAAGCAAUUCGUGGACCUUCUGACGGAGGAGUUGAAGUUGCAGAAGGCUGUUGCCGAAGAGCAUUCCCGCCAUAUGAACAUCACCUUUGGUGAGGCAAAAAGGGUGGCUUCCCAGUACCAAAAGGAGGCAGAAAAAUGUAUCUCGGCCACUGAAACCUGCGAGGAUGCAAGAGAGCGAGCCGAGGCCUCACUAAUCCGGGAGAGGAAAGUUACAACAUUGUGGGAACAAAGAGCUCGACAAAUAGGUUGGGAAGGGGAAUAAACUGUCAUACUACUGUGUGGACCUAUUACUAUAAGAUCUCUUUUUCAGAUUUUCUGCUUUGCAUGAGAAGCUGAGACUGCAUUAUUUACAUAGGUUCCAGGCCAUAGGAUGAAUGUUGAUAAACGUGGUGGACCAUAGGAAUAACAACAGAAUGAGUCGAAUCGGGUAAUGUUUGAUCCUCCGCCGAUU
Messenger RNA from Hibiscus syriacus, 777 nucleotides. RefSeq lists its product as uncharacterized. NCBI's taxonomy places the organism in Eukaryota, Viridiplantae, Streptophyta, Magnoliopsida, Malvales, Malvaceae. The transcript has 3 exons. The record is from RefSeq and is a predicted model, not a curated record. The coding region runs from base 67 to 588 and encodes 173 amino acids.